AAUUCCAAGUUAAUGAAAAAUGUAUAUACAACAACAAAAACAAUAAUAAAAAAUGAUUCAUUAAUAAAAAUAAUUAUUAUUUAAUUCAUCUUAUCAAAAUUUACAAAUAUUUACAAAAAGAGAAUUUUUUAUUUUACCAAACAAUCAUUUAUAUUUUUUAAUAAUUAAAAUAAAAUAUAGCAUAGAAAAACAAAUACUUUUUUAUAAUAAAUUAUAGUCGAAAUAAAUUAAAGUACUUUAAUUUAUUUAUUACUUUGCAUGUGAGAAAAAUCAAGUGUAAAAAUAAUUAAAUAAGGAAAAAAUAAUUCUUUAAUCAUUCAAGUCAGAGGUCAACAACGAUUCAGAUAAAUAAUUGUAAAAAAUAUUCAGACUCUUACAGUCAACAGUGUGACUUGUUAAGCAGUGCAAAACUGCUCUUGUACUUGGAAAUAUAAAAAAAAAAAAAAAAAAACUACAAAUAAUAAUCUUGUGUAUCUACUGUCAUUGUCUAGUUGCAUAAUCUCAUCAAUUCACUCAGGUGGAAUUGACUCAACAAAAGAAUAUAUUUUUAAAAAUGACGAUAUCACCAAGUACGAAACGGAUUCAUCAUCAUGUAGAUUUUCCACAAUUUGAAUCUGUUGCAAGAAUAACGAGUCUUCCAAUAUUUGAAAGUAGCAUUCAUAUUGCUGGAAAUGUUUAUGACAAAAUUAAGCAAUCAAAUUCAUUGAUGAACUGGAGCCUUGACACUGCUGAACAAUCAGUUGCAUAUGCAACAGCAACAGCAAUGCCAGCUAUGUUGGUAUUGAAUGGUCCAUUAUUAACACUAGACAAUAUUAUUUGCCGUGGAAUUGAUAUUGUUGAACAACGUGUACCAGCUAUUAAUUUACCACCACAACUUCUGUAUUGGAAUACACGCGACUUUGUCAAUACCAAGUUUGUAAGACCAGUUUUAAAACGAGCAGACAGCGUUAAACAUAUUGGUAGUCAAGCUGCUGAUGCUGCUGCUGAUAGACUUGAUGGUUUAUUGAAUGAUGCUGAUAAAUACGUUGAUCGUUACUUGCCGGCUGAAGAUUCAUCUGAUAAAAUUCAAGAAGAUGCAAAUACAGUAGAGGUGAGUAAAGCCAAACGAACAAUAAAACACGGAGCAAGAUUUUCAAGAAAAUUACAAAGAAGAUUAACACGUCGUACUUUGGCUGAGGCACGUGCACUCAAAGAACAAGGCACAGAGUGUAUACAUGUACUACUUUAUGUUGUUGAAUUAAUAGCAACAGAUCCAAUAAUGGCAUUUAAAAAAAGUAAACAAUUAUGGGCAUCAUUGAGUUUACCCGAACCAGAAAAUCAAUCACGUCCAGCAACACUUGAACAAUUGUUGGUUUUAUUGACACGUGAAUCAGCAAGAAGAAUUGUUCAUGUUGUCAAUGGUACAGCUGCACUUGCAUCAACAGCACCACGUCGUUUUGGUAUUGCUCUUAUGACUAUAUCUCAUCAAUUAUUAACAAUUGCUGAUGCAGCACUCAAGAUGGCUCCAAUAAUUGGAAAACGUGAAAAAACAAAUUCUCAAAUAUCAUUCAUUGAAACAACAAUAUCAAAAUUAAAUUACACGACAAAUUUAUUCAUGGAACAAACUGCAAUACUUCUGGCUGGACGACCAAAGCCAAAAAAAUUAACGUCAUCACAGAUUGAUCAAAAUAAUCAUUUGCCAUCACUAAAUCAACCACUCAAUGGAUUGGAUCAAGAAUAAUAUCUGAAUAAAAAACAAAAAUACAAUUGUAAAUUAUCAUUGUAUUUUUUUUGAAAAAAAAAUAAAUAUAAAAUAUUAUUAUAUCCAACAU
This is a messenger RNA of Aphidius gifuensis, 1811 nucleotides long. It is a transcript of the gene Lsd-1, whose product is annotated as lipid storage droplets surface-binding protein 1. NCBI's taxonomy places the organism in Eukaryota, Metazoa, Arthropoda, Insecta, Hymenoptera, Braconidae. Bases 554 to 1720 code for a protein of 388 amino acids. The record is from RefSeq and is a predicted model, not a curated record. Gene Ontology annotation, cellular component: lipid droplet; cytosol. The transcript is spliced from 7 exons. Gene Ontology annotation, biological process: lipid storage; positive regulation of triglyceride storage.